UGUCUCUUUCACGGGCUCUGCAGAGGAAGCAUGUUCAUCUUCAGGGCGGAAAACUUCACUCAAAGUUGCCUAAUCAACAGUGUGUGCUUGUGGGCGUCGACGUGCAGCCUUACGUGUCAACCUAGCGGUCCGUGCAGUUUACUCAAAGCAGUAAAGCAGAAGUGAUCCUCAGUUAGCUCGAACAGCUCGAACAGCUAGGGAGGAGGUGGCAACAUCACUGCAGUCUGGGCUUCAGUGAGUUCAGUAAGUCGCAACCAGAUGUGCGAAAAGUAAGUUUCCCCGUUUAACCUUCCUCGCUGUGUUAGUACAGGUCUGGAGUUUUUUUUUUUCCCUGCUUCCCGAUGACUUCCUCUAUCUCAGCCUGGCUUUGGAGUGAGAGAUUUUGGCUUCCCGAAAAUGUCUCAUGGGCGGACCUGGAGCGUCCACCACCUGGUGUGGAGUAUCCCCAUUUGAGGCACAUAUACAUCGCCUUGCCUCUGGCCGUCGGAGUGUUUCUACUAAGACAACUAUUUGAAAGGCUAGUGGCCAAGCCCUGUGCCCACAUACUUCAGAUCCAGGCAGGAGCGCCUCGGCAAGCGCAGUCCAACGAUGUUCUGGAGAGGGUGUAUCGGUCCAAAACGUCUCCAGACACGAGGCAACUGGAGGGACUCUCCAAACAGCUGGACUGGGAUGUUCGGAAAAUACAGAGAUGGUUUCGAGUCCGUCGAAACCAGGACAGGCCCAGUACGCAGAAAAAGUUCUGUGAGAGCAUGUGGCGAUUCACAUUUUACCUGGGGAUUUUUAUCUAUGCCAUUCGCUAUUUGUGGGUGUCGCCCUGGAUGUGGGAUACCCGACAGUGCUGGCACAACUAUCCUUUUCAGGCUCUGAGCCCUGGACAGUUCAACUACUAUGUAGCUGAGCUGGCCUUCUACUGGUCUCUGAUGUUUUCCCAGUUCAUAGAUAUUAAGCGUAAGGACUUUUUCAUCAUGCUUGUCCACCACCUGGCCACCAUCAUGCUCAUCACAUUCUCCUAUGCCAACAACAUGUUAAGAGUUGGCACUCUGGUCAUGUGUGUGCACGAUGCAUCUGACAUCUUUCUCGAGGCUGCAAAGCUGGCCAACUAUGCCAAGUACCAGAGGCUAUGUGAUGGCCUGUUUGUGGUGUUCAGCAUAAGCUUUUUCUUCACCCGGCUAGUCAUCUACCCUUUCUGGGUUGUUCACAGUGUUUUGAUUGAGAGUUGGGAGAUCGUCGGCCCGUACCAGGCCUGGUGGUUGCUCAAUGGCCUGCUGUUGGUGCUGCAGGUUCUUCACAUAAUCUGGUUCUACCUUGUCGCUCGCAUUGCUAUCAAAGCCAUAUUCAAGGGAAAGGUUUCCAAAGAUGACCGCAGUGAUGUCGAUAGCAGCUCAGAUGAGGAGACGAAGAGUAAAACUCCCAUUCAAACCCUAAAACCAAAGGACAACGGUCACAAUGGUAACCUUAACGGAGACGCUCACGACCACUGAGUCCCCUGAGCAAGAUCUUUUCUUCCAGUGUGGCUUUCAUUCAUCUCCUGCGUGCCUGUGUGACCCACCUUGUCACCUCAUGAAGACUUGAAACUUUUUAUUUUUUUUUACUUCCAAAAGAUUUGCUGAGUAAUUCAAACGAGGAGGUAACUUAAAUAGAGAGACACUCCAUGUGUUAUAUACAGACUUGGCAUUGUCUUACUGAGUCAGGUUUACACUGUGUGAGGUUUACACCUGCUUUUUGCUUACAGAGGUAGACAGAAAAAUGUGUGCUGUCUGUCUGUCUGCACCUCGCUGUAUGUGAGUGUGUGUGUGUGAGUGUGUUUGUGUGUGUAUGUGUCUAAAGUUAAAAAGUGCUGUCAGAACUGUCAGAAUUCAUUUUGUACAUGUAAAUAGAUUUUUAUGAGUGAAACUUGUAAUAUAUUCUAAAGCUGUUCAACAAAUCACGGCAUCUGCCUUUCAGAAUAUAUUACAAAUAUCAUUAAAAUGCCAAAGAUUUCUUAAUAAAACAUUAUUGCAAUAAAUGCAGUGAU
Molecule: messenger RNA, 2014 nt
Organism: Notolabrus celidotus (New Zealand spotty)
Lineage: Eukaryota; Metazoa; Chordata; Actinopteri; Labriformes; Labridae
Product: ceramide synthase 5-like
Exons: 10
Coding region: 342-1481 (379 amino acids)
Biological process (GO): ceramide biosynthetic process
Cellular component (GO): membrane
Molecular function (GO): DNA binding; sphingosine N-acyltransferase activity
Source: RefSeq, a predicted model, not a curated record